This is a messenger RNA of Vollenhovia emeryi, 1587 nucleotides long. RefSeq lists its product as uncharacterized. The transcript has a single exon. The record is from RefSeq and is a predicted model, not a curated record. The coding region runs from base 1 to 1587 and encodes 528 amino acids. NCBI's taxonomy places the organism in Eukaryota, Metazoa, Arthropoda, Insecta, Hymenoptera, Formicidae.
AUGCACAAAUUGAAGAAGAAUUUAUUGAACCUAGAGAUUUUCGACACACAUCGAGCUAUUGGGUUCUAUAGGAAUCUCACCCAUAAACACUUCAACCAUAUCCAGAACACCUUACCCCCACAUAUUCUCAUCAGCAUUAUGAGACAUCAUUUAAUCUCAUUUAACAAUCAUUCGGACAGACUAUAUCAAAAACAUAGAAAAAAGAUAAAUAGUCUCUUAUCAGCGAAAAAUUUUCACACUCUUAAUAAUAUAAAACCGAUUUUAAUUCCCUCUAAUUCCUUUGACAGUCAAAAAAACAAUAACACUUCAAAUAAUAUCAACAUAAUCCACCCGACGGAAUUCUUGAACUCUUCCUGUGAAAUCUUAAAAAACACAAAUGAAAAAUGGUUCAUCAAUUUGACAAACAUCACCAUACCGAACAAAGUUUCAAACCUUUUACAAUUAGGCGAAAAUUUUAGCUUACCUGACUCCCUUAAUAAAAGGAAGGCAAUACACGAAUAUAUAAAAGAUUUAGAGAGUGGUACACAUCACAGCCAACUAAACAAAAAAAUAUCUCUACGAAACACGGUCUUACCACUUUUCCAAAACUACAUUAAUGAGAAAAAAUUAGAUCCCCAAGAGGAAAGAUUAAAACACAUGGUCGACUCUACUACUACUUUUUGCAAAACCAAUCCCGAUAUUCUUUUCACUAGGGCUGAUAAGGGAAAUGUCACAGUAGCGAUAGAAAAAAACCUUUAUGUAAACAAAAUGCUUGAUAUUUUAAAUGACAGAGAAACUUAUGAAAUAGUAAAGAAGGACCCUUCCCAAAUUUUAGAAAGAAAAUUAAAUAAUAUUUUAAAAAACUGGGCAGAAAGAGAGUACAUCUCAGGCCUUCAACAUUACCAAUUGAAGUCCAGUGAUACCUCACUACCAAGAGCUUAUGGCCUCCCAAAAAUACACAAGGACAAUUACCCCCUAUGGAUUAUCAUCUCCUCCAUAAACUCUCCUCUUCAUGAUCUUGCCUCUUUUAUGAAUUCGAUCAUUUCCAAAAGCCUACCUCCACCCUUCAGUCACAUUGACAAUAGCUAUGAUUUGUUCGAGACACUCUCAGAAAAGACCAUUGGUGAGUCGGAAAUUUUCAUCUCUCUUGAUGUAACGUCACUUUUUACAAACGUUCCAUUAGAAUUAGCGCUGGAAAGCCUAACUAAGAGAUGGAAUCUAAUCGAAAAGAACACCAAAAUCCCAAAACAAGAGUUUUUAUCCACCAUAAAAUUUAUACUGUAUUCUACCUACUUCACUUUCAAUGGGAUAAUUUAUAAACAAACACACGGCACACCUAUGGGAUCGCCCAUUUCUCCGCUAAUCGCAGACUUGGUGAUGCAAGACCUAGAGGAAACCGUGCUCAGUGACAUCCACACAUCGUUCUACACACGUUAUGUAGAUGAUAUUUUAUUAUUGACGCGUUUAGAUUCUAUUGAAGACAUAUUGAGAAAGUUUAACUCCUAUCAUAAUAGACUACAGUUUACCCUAGAAAUUCAAAAAGAUCAUGCUAUCUCCUUCUUAGACCUAAAAAUCAACACCCAUGGUAAUAGAGUACUUAUAGACUGA